Molecule: messenger RNA, 1714 nt
Organism: Sceloporus undulatus (fence lizard)
Lineage: Eukaryota; Metazoa; Chordata; Lepidosauria; Squamata; Phrynosomatidae
Gene: SLMAP
Product: sarcolemma associated protein
Exons: 17
Coding region: 47-1699 (550 amino acids)
Source: RefSeq, a predicted model, not a curated record
CCAUGGAUGCAUUGUUUCCACAAUAAAACUAUUUCUCCCGGAUGGUAUGGAAGCUAGGCUACGGUCAGAUGUCAUCCAUGCUUCAUUACCAAGUCCUGUUGAUAAGGUUGCUGCUAACACUCCCAGUAUGUAUUCUCAGGAACUGUUUCAGCUUUCUCAGUAUCUACAGGAAGCCUUACACAGGGAGCAAAUGUUGGAACAGAAGCUGGCCACCUUGCAACGAUUGCUUGCUGUCACUCAAGAGGCAUCAGAUACUAGCUGGCAGGCAUUGAUAGAUGAAGAUAGGCUACUAUCAAGGUUAGAGGUUAUGGGAAACCAGUUACAAGUGUGUUCAAAAAAUCAAACAGAAGACAGUUUACGAAAGGAACUUAUAGCAUUACAAGAAGAUAAACAUAAUUAUGAGACAACUGCCAAAGAGUCCCUGAGGCGGGUCCUUCAGGAAAAAAUUGAAGUGGUCAGAAAACUUUCUGAAGUGGAGCGAAGUUUAAGCAACACUGAAGAUGAAUGUACGCACUUGAAAGAAAUGAAUGAACGGACUCAGGAAGAGUUGCAGGAAUUGGCUAACAAAUACAAUGGAGCUGUAAAUGAAAUUAAAGAUUUAACUGACAAACUAAAGGCAGCUGAAGGAAGACAAGAAGAAAUCCAGCAAAAAGGACAGGUUGAGAAGAAGGAAUUGCAGCAGAAAAUAGAAGAAAUGGAAGAGAGAGAGCAGGAACUUCAGGCAAAAAUAGAGGCUUUGCAAGCAGAUAAUGACUUCACCAAUGAACGGCUAACUGCUUUGCAAGUCCGGUUAGAACAUCUUCAAGAGAAAGCUCUUAAAGAACACAACAGCUUAGGCAUACAAGUUGAUGACUUCAUUCCUAAAAUUAAUGGAAGCACAGAAAAAGAGCUCUUUCUUUCAAAGAGUGGAGGGGACUGCACUUUUAUUCAUCAGUUCAUAGAGUGCCAAACAGACAAGCUCAUAGACGAAGGACAUCUUUCCAGAGUGGAUGAAACAAAGAUUCUAAAAGAAAAUCAAACAAAAGCUAAAGAAGCAGAAUUGUCAGAUACUCUUAGCCCAAGCAAAGAGAAAAGCAGUGACGACACUACAGAUGCUCAAAUGGAUGACCAUGAAUUAAACGAACCUAUUGCUAAAGUAGCCCUCUUAAAAGCAGAUGAAUUGCAGGGUGCACAAUCAGAAACUGAAACUAAACAAGAAAUUCAGCAGCUGCACAAGGAACUGGUUGAAGCCCAAGAGCUAGCUAGGACAAGUAAACAAAAAUGCUUUGAACUGCAAGCUCUCUUAGAAGAAGAGAGAAAAGCUUACCGACUGCAAGCUGAAGAGUCCACCAAGCAAAUUCAAGUACUCCAAGCUCAGCUGCAUCGGCUGCAGGAAGAAAUUGAACGUGUUCGUAAGGAAAAGGAGAAUGAGAUCUCCAGUACACGGAAUGAGUUGUUUAGUGCUCAGAGAGAGAUUCUUUUGCUGCAGCAAGUGGCUGAAAAGGCUGCAUCAGAAAGGGAAACAGAUGUCACUGCUUUACAAGAAGAGCUUCAGAAUGUAAGAGCUGAGCUUGAAAGGUGGCGCAAAGAGGCUUCAGAAUAUGAAAAAGAGAUUGUUAAUCUCCAGGCCAGUUUUCAGUUACGAUGUCAGCAGUAUGAAGAGCAGAAGAGAGAGGAAGCCACCCGUCUACAAGGUAUAGCAGAAGUGCUUCAUAAUUAAUGAAAUGUAUAAAGU